Zasmidium cellare ATCC 36951 is the source of this 1050-nucleotide messenger RNA. RefSeq lists its product as uncharacterized. Lineage: Eukaryota; Fungi; Ascomycota; Dothideomycetes; Mycosphaerellales; Mycosphaerellaceae. The transcript has 2 exons. Bases 1 to 1050 code for a protein of 349 amino acids. Gene Ontology annotation, molecular function: hydrolase activity. The record is from RefSeq and is a predicted model, not a curated record.
AUGCGGCUUUGGGCCAUUGCUGACAUCCACCUGUCAUUCAAGAGCAAUCGUGAGGAGUGGGCCAAACUCAAGCACAGGAGUGAGGACGGUCUCAUUUUGGCAGGCGAUGUGGGCGAGAGCAUCGAGCACCUCCAGAUCGCCUUUCGGAAAGCAGUCCGGCGGUUCAAGCAUGUCUUCUGGGUGCCAGGAAACCAUGAGUUGUACACUUCUUCUGCGCCGAAUAUACGGGAAGAAGAACGGAAGCUCAAGGGCGAAGCCAAGUACAAGGCGUGUAUAAAGGUCGCUCGCCACUAUGGUGUACUAACUCCCGAGGAUGAUUAUAUGACCUGGACGUACACUUCGGCGGAAGGCAAGCAGGAGAAAGCUCUGAUAUGCCCCAUAUUCACGCUGUAUGACUACAGCUUCAGGCCAGAGCACAUCCCCCGGGAGAAGGCGUUGGAGUGGGCGAUGGAGGAAGGCAUUCAGGCCACUGAUGAGAAGCUGCUGCAUCCGGAUCCGUACGCCACCCGAGACGCAUGGUGCACUCGUCUGGUAUCAGAAGCCGAGGCCAAGCUCGAAAAGGCCGCAGAGUCUGGGUUGCCGCUGAUAAUAAUUAAUCACUGGCCGUUGAGAGAGGACACAGUCUUCAUCCCUCGAGUACCCCGCUUCAGCCUAUGGUGUGGCACCAAGGAAACGCAUGACUGGCACACGCGCUUCAAUGCCAAAGUAGUAGUGACUGGCCAUCUCCAUGUGAGGAGAACCGACUGGAUAGACGGCGUGCGAUUCGAAGAAGUCAGUUUGGGAUACCCGCGGCAGUGGCAAGACGCCAAAGACGCCGGCAACGAUGUGAACACUUUGAUGAGGGAGAUCUUACCUGGACCUGAAACUCCGGUCCGAGGCCAGGAGCCACCGACAGCAUUUCGCAGGAUGGGCUGGGUGGCGACUGAGGUUCUGAAUAAUGGCUUAGCGGCGAAGAAUGAAGAAAAAAAGGAUGAGAAAAAGGAAGAGACGAUAGGCAAGGAGAAGGCCGAAAGGCAGGAAGAGAGCAACCUGUCCGCAUCAGCUUCAUAG